Molecule: messenger RNA, 2443 nt
Organism: Rhineura floridana
Lineage: Eukaryota; Metazoa; Chordata; Lepidosauria; Squamata; Rhineuridae
Gene: CHMP2B
Product: charged multivesicular body protein 2B
Exons: 6
Coding region: 101-745 (214 amino acids)
Biological process (GO): protein transport; endosome transport via multivesicular body sorting pathway; late endosome to vacuole transport
Cellular component (GO): ESCRT III complex; multivesicular body
Source: RefSeq, a predicted model, not a curated record
UCUCUCUCUCUCUCUGGGAGCUGCUGCAGCUUCCUGGUGACCUGAGAAGCAGGAAGAAGCCCGGUGGCGCGACUCUCUCGCCUCGCUACGUGCCGCCGCCAUGGCCUCUCUCUUCAAGAAGAAAACGGUGGACGAUAUAAUUAAAGAACAAAAUAAAGAGCUAAGAGGUACACAGAGGGCUAUAGUAAGAGAUCGAACAGCUUUGGAGAGACAGGAAAAGCAAUUGGAAUUGGAAAUAAAGAAAAUGGCUAAGACUGGAAACAAAGAAGCCUGUAAGGUUUUAGCAAAACAGCUUGUGCAGCUGCGAAAACAGAAAACUCGAACCUAUGCAGUUAGUUCAAAGGUUACAUCCAUGUCAACACAAACAAAACUGAUGAACUCCCAAAUGAAGAUGGCAGGAGCAAUGUCAACAACAGCAAAGACAAUGCAAGCUGUUAAUAAAAAGAUGGAUCCACAAAAGACACUGCAAACUAUGCAGAACUUCCAGAAAGAAAACAUGAAAAUGGAAAUGACUGAAGAAAUGAUCAAUGAUACCUUGGAUGAUAUCUUCAAUGAUUCUGAUGAAGAACAAGAAAGUCAGGAUAUUGUGAACCAAGUCCUUGAUGAAAUUGGAAUUGAAAUAUCUGGAAAGAUGGCCAAGGCUCCAUCAGCUGCCAGAGGCAUGCCAUCUGCAUCAACAUCCCAAAGUGCCACAAUUUCUGAUGAAGAGAUUGAGCGGCAGCUCAAAGCUCUGGGAGUAGAUUAACUUCAUGGUAACAUGCAACCUGCCUUCUGUAACUGCUUCAGUGCCGGCUCACACAUGAACGUGAAAGACAAGUUUAAAUAAAAAACAAAUUCCUUUACAGAUCUUGCCUGAGCCAUUUUUGGUGACAAUAAAUUCUAGAGGCAGUUGGAACAAAUAUUUGGAAUCAGCUGAAAGAGAACAAUACAACGUGUUCAUCAUGCAGAAUUUUUAUACAUCUGACCAAAUUGGAUUCUACUGUAAACAGGAGCAACUGUUACAUACAAUCUAAAUUUGGAUUGGGUGCAUUUAGCUUUUUCUCCAAAAAGCACUUUGCUUGACCAACACUUCAUUUUCUUUUUAGGUUUCCAAACUUCCUGAAGUUAUUGCAAGCAGCCUUUCUGGAGGCAUUUCACAUGCAUCUAUUGCAACUACACCAAGAGACUUAGUAAUUUAUAAUACGAUUAAAUAAAGCUCACUUUUUCUUUAAAUUGGAAGGUGAAUGUUGUCUUCUUCAAGUGAAGGAUGUAUAUUGAAAGUGUAGGCAGUCUUUUAUUAAGCGCCUUUCUAGCAAGUCAUUCUUGAUUCAGCCUUGUUUUAAAAUAUACAUUUCUGACAUAGUCCAAUAUUUUAGAACAAUACUGCAAUCCAAUUAUCUUAUCGGAAGCAAGGUUGUGGUCUAAUAAUAUUUUUUAUUAGCAAAAUUGGUUGUACUGAAUAAUGUCCAUUGUACUGUAACAUAGCUAACUUGAAGAAAAUUAUGUGCCUUUGUGUACAUAGGGUGAGAUACUCAUGCAAUGAGACUUCUCCUUCCUCUUUUCCCUCCUACAGCCCCUCAUGUGCCCGCAAAAUGGGCUCUGGAGGGUUGGAGGGUGAAAAGAAACAGGAAGUUCUGUUGCACAAGUGGAUUUCCAUUGCACAAGCAGGUGAACAUCACUGGAUGUUUGCCCAUUAUGCUUGGUUUCUUUUAAUUAAGCUUUGGAUUGUGAAAAAAUGUAAUGUUAAAGCCAUUAUGUCAACUUACAUAGCACUGAAAGAGUUAUGUGAACUCAGCUGUAAUUGCUGCUACCAAGUAUGUAAUUUACUUUAACACCUGAAAUUGCAUAUUUUCUUGGAAUAUCAUUUGUACAUAUUGCUAUGCAGCAUUUUUCAUUGAACAAGUGUUAUCUUUGAAAAUACACUUUAUUGUUGAUAUUGUAUGUUUGUUCUAUGUCAUAUCCAGUUCAUGCUCACUUAAUUGGAAUUAUGUAUGCUUGGCUUUUUAAAGUGAAUAGGUUUACUUGGGUUUAAAAUUGCAUCUAUAGUAAAAUGGUGAAUAUCUUGGUGUGUUAUAGGAAAUAUAAUUCACAUGGUUUUAGAUUGUGAAAAGUGACUUCUCCUGAACUAGUGUAGCAGUAACAUUAAUAGUGAAAAUGAGAAUGAUCAAGAAAGUGACUGCUGAUUGUUUAUGAAGAACAGGACAAGAAAGUUACUAUGACUAUCAUCUUCCUGGAUACUCCAUAGGAAUAGGGCAUCAGCACCAAUAUUUGUGAGCCUAGGUAUCCAUUUUAGUAUAGAAUUAAUAAAUUUCUGAUUAAAGAUAGGAUCCAGGCAAUCUCAAGAACAUAUACAAUUUGAUUUUGUAAGGAUAUAAAAUGGACUUUAUGUGGCACUGUGGCUACUUUGGGGAAGCUCCUUUUUGUGGAUUUUUAAAAAAUCAAAUAAAAGCUUUUAGCUCCUUGA